CUGGUUUAUCGUAUCAAUGUUUUAUUGUGGCUUGUAACAAAGUGGGUGAAAGUCCCAGCAGUGAAAUGUUUAAUGUCACUACACGUGCAGGAGCUCCUGCCAUACCUGUUCUGGAUGGCAAGCCGAUUUCUAGGAACGAGACGAGUGUGACAAUCCAUUGGAAUGUUGAUUACAACGGUGGCCAUGUAAUAACCCAAUACACAAUCAGGUGGAGAUCAGCAGCUUCCACUGCCUCACUACAUGAAGCGAAAGUAUCCGUUCCUUCUCAUGAUGGACUCAUAAACCAGCAGCAUGGGAUGUGGAUGUUAACAGGGCUGAGCAAAGGAACCAACUAUAUCUUUGAGAUCGAGGCAAUGAAUGAUGUUGGACUGAAUACAUCAGAUGUGGUUAAAUAUACAACAUCAUGCUAUCCUGCUGCAUUGUCUUAUCCUCUGAUUACAAACAUACAUACAUCAUCAUCGUCGAGUGUCAGAUUUGUCAUGGACAUUCCUAGAGGCAAUGGUUGUGGUGUAAUAACUGACUAUUAUGUUACUGAUUGGGUGACAGGGAAGCAUCUUAAUUCAGUGUAUGUUGUCCAAGAUGGAUUGGUGACUGUGACUGUGACUGACUUGGAGGUAGGAUGUGAGUGAUGUUGUGUUGUACACUCGAAAUCAGUGGGGAGAAGAGAGACAAGGAGCUCGUGUG
Molecule: messenger RNA, 684 nt
Organism: Corticium candelabrum
Lineage: Eukaryota; Metazoa; Porifera; Homoscleromorpha; Homosclerophorida; Plakinidae
Exons: 3
Coding region: 66-629 (187 amino acids)
Molecular function (GO): protein binding
Source: RefSeq, a predicted model, not a curated record